This is a messenger RNA of Spodoptera frugiperda (fall armyworm), 1197 nucleotides long. Its product is annotated as peripherin-2. Gene Ontology annotation, cellular component: membrane. Lineage: Eukaryota; Metazoa; Arthropoda; Insecta; Lepidoptera; Noctuidae. Bases 145 to 1155 code for a protein of 336 amino acids. The transcript is spliced from 7 exons. The record is from RefSeq and is a predicted model, not a curated record.
UGUCAAGGUUGAUUGAAUGGUUCUUUACGAUAAGAUUUAUUUACGAGAUAAUUUUAGUAAAUUAAUUUAAUAUUUAUAGGUUUACUUGGUUUAUAUACUUACGUGUUUGUUAUUUGUACUUGAAUUAGUUAUCUACCUGCCAGCAUGACCUCUAUGAGUCCAAAUCACCCUUUUAUUGUGUGGGGAGCAUGCUUCCUAUGGCUUGCGUCAAUGUUUGCCAUAACUUGGUCACUGCUUUUAUUCUUUUGUGUUGGUGAUAUUCUGAUGUUAACUGGCACAGACGUCGUUAACGCGAUUGUGUUACUAUCUGGAAUUAUAAUGCUCCCAACUAACGUACAUAUUUUGUGCUCUAUAGCAAACGGUAGACGGAUUGAUUAUAAGUCUAAAGUGGUUUGCUGUCCAUUGUGGCUAUGCAUUGUAUGGAUAAUAAUAAUAAACAUGUUGGGAGCUGCGUGUUGCAUUCAAAAGAUUUAUUUUGGAAAAUAUCCAACCCUUGAAAAUAUAAGCAGGACUAUAAAGCAUUACCGGAGUGUUCCAAGAUAUAAACAUUUUGUUGACAACUUACAGUGGUCCUUGAAAUGUUGUGGGCUUAAUUCGUAUAAAGAUUGGUUUAACCAUGAUUGGUAUGAUAAGAUACGUGACUAUGAAUGGGAUCCGACUGCUAACAGACGUAAUGGCUACAAGAGAAGAGAGUUGGAAACUUUGUCAGACAGCGUUCCACUGAGUUGCUGUAAAAGUGGGUCGUGCAUAUCGAAUUAUUUGCUAGAAUUAGGAACUCACUCAAUUAACACUAAAGGAUGUGGGAAUUUAAUGUAUCGCAUUAUAUUGUCCUCAAUGAUAGCUCACCUUAUUAUGUUUAUAUCUGUAAUUAUAGUGGAGAUUUUAAUUCUAAAGUAUAUAAUUCAAAAUAGUCCUUGCCCUCAAGAUAAAAAGCCGGUGAAUAUGAAUGUACGACACAUAAUGUCCGUGAAUGAUCGAUUCGCCUCCAGCAACUCACUUCAAAUGAAUCCUGAUGAUACUGAUUAUGAGAAUGAAGUUCAUCUUGGAGAUGUGCGAAUGGAUGGUUCAGGAUUAACGGUAGUUAAUCGAGCUGUUGAAGAUGAAGAUUCAGAAAGUGGGAAGGAGUCGAAAAAAUGGAGAUAUGACGAUGAUUAGUUUGUAUGUACUUUAUUGUGACUUCUAAGACGAUUUUAUUAA